GCUUGCUGCGUGUGUCCCCUCCCUCCUGUCAGUGCGUGUGGCAGAGGGAUGCAUUAGCAGCCUGCUGCAGGUACACACUGUGUCAUCACACAUCCUGACCCACUGCAGCCGGUUAAAAAAAAAUAAAAAAAAUGUCCUUGCAGAAGAAAUCUAAGAAGAUCCACUCCUCGGGGGGUCCGGGCUGCACCUCUCCGGGCUACAGGAAGGCAGCAGAUGAUGAGAUGUCCGGGGCCACGUCCAGCGCUGAGCAGGUGGAGGCAGCCGCUCGCAUCAUCCUCAUCAACCAGCCGCAAUCCUGCAAAUUCAGGGAUAACCGGGUGAGCACAGCCAAGUACAGUGUGUUAACGUUCCUACCUCGAUUCCUCUAUGAGCAAAUCAGGAGAGCUGCCAACGCUUUCUUCCUCUUCAUUGCCUUAUUACAGCAAAUCCCUGAUGUGUCUCCUACAGGAAGAUACACCACUUUGGUGCCCUUAAUCUUUAUCCUCACAGUGGCUGGAAUCAAGGAAAUAAUAGAAGAUUAUAAAAGACACAAGGCAGACAAUACUGUUAAUAAAAAGAAAACAAUAGUCUUGAGAGGAGGCACGUGGCAGAAUAUGAUCUGGAAAGAGGUGGCGGUAGGAGACCUUGUGAAGGUGACCAAUGGGCAGCAUCUACCAGCUGAUAUGAUCAUUUUAUCCUCCAGUGAGCCGCAGGCAAUGUGUUACAUCGAAACAUCCAAUCUUGAUGGAGAAACAAACUUAAAAAUUCGCCAGGGUUUGCCAGCAACCUCAAAUCUUCAAACCCAUGAGGAUUUGGUCAAAAUGAAUGGAAGAAUUGAGUGUGAAGGACCCAAUAGGCAUCUGUAUGAUUUUACUGGAAACCUGUACUUGGAGGGUAACAGUCCAGUUGCUAUUGGACCUGACCAGAUCUUGUUAAGAGGAGCUCAGAUCAGGAAUACUCAGUGGGUUUUGGGCAUUGUUGUAUACACGGGACAUGACACCAAACUCAUGCAGAAUUCUACAAAAGCGCCUCUCAAGAGGUCUAAUGUAGAGAAGGUCACCAACAUCCAAAUCCUGGUUCUGUUCUGCAUACUCCUGGUCAUGGCUCUGGUCAGCUCUGUUGGUGCUUUGUUAUGGAACCGAAAGUAUGAGGACAGUAACUGGUAUCUGGGCACCAAUGAAGCCAUAUCUAACAAUUUUGGAUACAACCUGCUGACAUUCAUUAUCCUGUACAACAACCUUAUUCCUAUCAGUCUCCUGGUGACUCUGGAAGUGGUGAAGUUCACGCAAGCACUUUUCAUCAACUGGGACAGAGAUAUGUAUUAUGCAGAGACAGACACCCCCGCAAUGGCUAGAACUUCCAACCUGAAUGAGGAGCUGGGACAGGUAAAAUACUUGUUCUCAGACAAAACUGGAACUUUAACUUGCAAUAUAAUGCACUUCAAGAAAUGCAGCAUUGGUGGCAUUACCUAUGGACAUUUUCCAGAAUUUGAGAGAGAGCGCUCUUCUGAAGAUUUCAGCCAAUUGCCCACUACAAGUGAAUCCUGUGACUUCGAUGACCCUAAGCUGUUUCAGAACAUCGAAGGUGAAAGUCCUACAGCACUGGUGAUCAAGGAGUUCCUCACGCUGCUUGCUGUGUGUCACACGGUGGUUCCUGAGAAGGAUGGAGAUACCAUAAUCUACCAAGCUUCUUCCCCAGAUGAAGGAGCGCUAGUUAAAGGGGCAAGGAAACUGGGCUACACAUUUACUGGCAGGACGCCACGCUCUGUCAUUAUCGAUGCAAUGGGUACCGAGCAGAGCUUUGAACUUCUCAAUGUGUUGGAAUUCUCAAGCAACAGAAAGAGGAUGUCUGUAAUCGUCCGCACUCCAUCAGGACAUCUCAGGCUUUACUGCAAAGGAGCAGAUAAUGUUAUAUUUGAGAGGCUGUCAAGAGAAUCCCAGUACAUGGAACAGACCUUAAACCAUCUUGAACAAUUUGCUUCCGAAGGCUUGAGGACGCUGUGCAUCGCCUACACAGACCUAGAAGAGUCUGACUAUAAGGAUUGGCUGAAGAUCCAUAAUGAGGCCAGUGUGAUCUUGAAGGAUAGAGCUCAGAAACUUGAAGAAUGUUAUGAGGUUAUAGAAAAGGAUUUAAAGCUCCUUGGUGCCACAGCGAUCGAGGACCAGCUGCAAGGAGGGGUCCCGGAAACUAUCGCUACCUUGAUGAAGGCAGAAAUUAAAAUAUGGGUUUUAACUGGCGAUAAGCAGGAGACUGCUGUCAAUAUAGGAUACUCAUGCAGACUAGUAUCACAGACAAUGUCACUCAUCAUGGUGAACGAGGACUCUCUGGAUGCAACAAGAGAAACUUUAACGAAUCACUGUACCAACCUUGGAGACGCUCUCGGAAAAGAGAACGACCUUGCUUUAAUCAUCGAUGGACAGACCCUGAAGUACGCUCUAGCAUUUGAAGUCCGCCAGUGCUUCCUGGACUUGGCACUUUCCUGUAAGGCUGUCAUCUGCUGCAGAGUGUCUCCGCUGCAGAAAUCUGAAAUUGUAGACAUGGUAAAGAAACAUGUAAAUGCCAUCACGCUGGCUAUUGGAGACGGUGCCAACGAUGUAGGAAUGAUCCAGACCGCACACAUCGGAGUGGGGAUCAGUGGGAACGAGGGCAUGCAGGCCACCAACUCCUCCGAUUACUCCAUAGCUCAGUUUUCUUAUUUGGAGAAGCUUCUUCUAGUCCACGGAGCCUGGAGCUACAAUCGAGUAACCAAAUGUAUCCUCUACUGUUUCUACAAGAAUGUGGUCCUGUACAUCAUUGAGCUUUGGUUCGCAUUUGUUAAUGGAUUUUCUGGACAAAUUUUGUUUGAACGAUGGUGCAUUGGCUUGUACAAUGUGAUUUUCACCGCCUUACCACCUUUCACACUGGGAAUCUGUGAACGAUCCUGUAGCCAAGAUAGCAUGCUAAGAUUUCCACAGCUCUACAAAAUUACUCAGAAUGCAGAUGGAUUUAACACAAGAGUGUUUUGGGGUCACUGCAUCAAUGCCUUGGUCCACUCUCUCAUCCUCAUCUGGUUCCCAAUGAAAAUGAUGGAGCACGAUGCUGUGUUCAGCAGCGGGCAUGUCACCGAUUAUUUAUUUGUUGGAAAUAUUGUUUACACUUAUGUUGUGGUGACGGUCUGUUUAAAAGCUGGCUUAGAAACCACAGCAUGGACCAAGUUCAGUCACCUUGCUGUCUGGGGAAGCAUGUUGAUGUGGCUGGUGUUCUUUGGUGCUUAUUCUUCUAUAUGGCCUAUCAUACCUCUUGCACCCGAUAUGCUCGGACAGGCGGGAAUGGUGCUAAAGUGUGGAUAUUUCUGGCUUGGAUUAUUGCUGGUCCCUGCUGCAUGCCUGAUUCGAGACGUGGUGUGGAGAGCGGCCAAGCACACCUACAGCAAAACACUGUUAGAACAAAUCCAGGAGAUAGAGACCAGGACCAAGGAGAUGAGUAAAGCCGCGCUUCGCGAUUCCAACGGAAAAAGCUUGAAUGAACGUGACCACUUGUUGAAGAGACUUGGCAGAAAAACCCCUCCGAGCCUCUUUCGUGCUAAUUCUGUCCAGCAAAGUGUAACGUAUGGCUAUGCAUUCUCUCAAGAAGAACACGGUGUCGUAUCUCAAUCCCAAGUUGUCCGAUCCUACGACACCACGAAACAGAGAACUGCGUCAGAAUAACUUUAGCUACUGGUGGCAUAUAUAAUGCGCUUUGGACAAUAAGUCUACUGUUAACGGAUAGUGACUAAGUCUGGCCGCAGCAGCCAAAAACCGGGAAACCCAUUUCUGUGGCCUUUGCCAACAAAUUUCUUAAUGUUCUUUUUUCUUUUACACCAGCAGAGCCUGCAUGAGAUACAAAUCCAACUAUGCAGUACAGGUCUCUCUGGUAGCCCGGAGAGUAAUAUGUGCACUUUUAUUUAGGAGAAAAGCAUGUUCGCAAACAAAACAUCUACUUUUUUCCUGCAGCGUUCUGCUUCUGUUUGUCUGCCACAGGUACAUCCGCACCUGUCUAUUAGAACACCUUGUUAGACAGCUACAAUGCGAUACAGUGUAAUGAGGAAGUGUUAUCAGACGCAAUAUAGGGCAUCGCCAUUUAAAGAAUUGAUUUGAAAGUAGGUUUUAUGUACAUAGAGUCAUAAUUAGGUUACAGCAUUGCACUUUUUGGUUGCUAAACGAUGACUACAUGUCCGAGAAUUCUUAAAUUAGACGCAAAUGUUAAAAUCCUGCAAAUGCGUCUGAACGACUAACAGGCGGAUGUGUGUCCAAUUUAAACGCACACGUGGUUGGCAAUCUAGGAACUUAUGAUUGUUCAGCAGUCAGACAAAAAGGCCAAAUCCCAUAAUGCUCUAUGCUGAUGAUCACAUGCCCACUUACAAACCCAACUUAGAUGAGACAAUACAAAUUUCUGCCACUGAAAGUAUAAGAACUAUUCUGGCAGAUCGGGGCUUAAUUUGGAUAAACAAGGGGCAUUGCUUAAAAUGCUUAGUUUUCACAUCUGAAACGUUCAGAGCUAUGUCUCAAAUAGUGAUAGUGGUUACUAGCCAACUACAUUAAUCAGCCAGGCAUUAUUGAAGCUUGGACUGAUUGUAAUCUUUCCAAGCCAUCUCUGAUGAACCACAAAGCUCCAUAUGCACAAUGCUCUUUUAUUUCAUUGAAUUCAAAUUGACAAAGGUGGGUGACAUAAUAUCCACAUGUGCGGCCACCUCUAGAUUUAUAAGUUAAUAAAUAGCUCUAUAUUAGUAUUGUUUGUUUGUUCUGUCUAAUAUUCCAACAUAUCUAAGCUGAUUCACUCCAAUCAGUUUGUAUUUUUAUUAAGUAUGACAAGGUUCCACACAGUCCAUUAGUUGGUUUACUGGCCAACCAAAACCAUGCAGUCUUCGUCAAACUUAAGGCUAUCAGGAGCUUAUCUGAUCUGAAGAGAAGUGACUUAUAAUGUUCUGAUUGUUGGGAAAGAUCUUUUUACUAUGCACAGCAGACAUCCUGUCUGUAACCCUACUGAAGGACACAUCAACCAGGGGACAUCCUGUCUGUAACCCUACGGAAGGACACCUCAACCAGGAGACAUCCUCUCUGCAGCCCUUCUAAAGGACAUAUCAACCAGGGAACAUCCUGUCUGUAACCCUAUGGAAGGACACCUCAACCAGGAGACAUCCUCUCUGCAGCCCUUCUGAAGGACAUAUCAACCAGGGACCAUCCUGUCUGUAACUCUGCUGAAUGACACAUCAACCAGGGGGCAUCCUGUCUGUGACCCUACUGAAGGACGCAUCAACCAGGAGACAUUGUUUGGAAGCUACUGAAGGACACAUCAACCAGGGGACAUCCUGUAUGUAACCCAACCAAACGACACAUCAACCAUGAUAAGUCUAAAAUUAAUAAUAACUGUAAACAACAGUUUGUAUAUAUGUCAAACAUUUCAUGUUCUGUCAAAUUAUAGGGACUUUUACACAUAAUAAUUUUGAAUGUCAUUAAUAUAGCAGCUCUUUACAGAAGUCAAGUUACAUUUUGUUUUGUAAAAUCUGUCUCUUCAUAGAACUCACAUUCACUGGGUUAUUUAUUAUACAGAAUGGGACAGCUGUAAGGACUUUCCAAUAGGAACCUCUGGGUUGUUUGUGGUUGAAUGUGUAAAUGUUAUAUAUCCCAUAUAUACCAGCUUCUUGGUGGGGUUGCAAAACUUGCAAAUAUCAUAUGUAACCUUGGAGCUUGAAAUUAAUUGCGAAUUGUUCCGCUAACUCCCAAGUUGCAGUAUAAUAACUUGUUUUCAGCUUUAUUUAGUAAAAUCUAGCUCAUAGGGUAAGUUUAGGCAGUAUUUGGGUCAGUGAAGUGACAUGAGAACUGAAAGAUGGCCACAUAUAUUCAUAUCCCUUCUAUUAUCUGACUUGGCUUAAUGGAACAAAAAAGUUGUUUUACCUGCAGUCUGAUUUUGCAAAAAGUCAAGAGUACCUUCUUCUCUAUACCUAUGAAAUGUGUCAGUUUUAUUUAUUUAUUAUUUUGAUUCCUACUGGUUCUGCAAAUAUGUAUUUAGUGUUCUGAGAAUAAAACCAAAUCUAAUUACCUA
Molecule: messenger RNA, 6039 nt
Organism: Pseudophryne corroboree (corroboree frog)
Lineage: Eukaryota; Metazoa; Chordata; Amphibia; Anura; Myobatrachidae
Gene: ATP8A2
Product: ATPase phospholipid transporting 8A2
Exons: 37
Coding region: 132-3665 (1177 amino acids)
Biological process (GO): neuron development; phospholipid translocation
Cellular component (GO): plasma membrane
Molecular function (GO): ATPase-coupled intramembrane lipid carrier activity; ATP binding; ATP hydrolysis activity
Source: RefSeq, a predicted model, not a curated record